AUGGUUUCAAUUAUUGAUAAAUUGGUUUUUGAUCUUGGUGGCAAAACAUUAGUUUCGCUGGCACCUGACAAUAACACUUUAUGUGUAGCUAAUAAAAAUGGAUUAACCAAGAUCCUGAAAACAAAUAACCCAGAAGAGGAACCAGAGACGUUAGACUCUUCCAAGUCAGUCUCUUCAAUUAGAUGCUACUCUAAUUCUAACUUUUUGAUGACCACAAUGCAAGGUGAUGCACUAAAAUAUAACAUCGACUCUAUGCAAGAAGAAUUAUUGGCUAGAUUUGCUCUGCCCCUACGCGAUUGCUGUGUGAUUCACUCCGGUAAGAUGGGCGUAUUUGGAGGAGAUGAUUUAGAGUUAGUUCUUUUGGAAUUAGAUGAUGCUGCGCAUAAGAAGCAUACCGUUAAAAUUGACGAACAGAUCUCUCAGAUAUCUUACAAUUCCCAAAUGAAUAUUUUAGCCGUUUCGUUGAUAAAUGGAAAAGUCCAACUUUUUUCCCUAACAUCCACUAUACCAAAUAAAGUUCACGAAUUGAAUGAUUACAUAGUCGCCAAUUCAUAUGAUGAUACUCACAGAGAUAAAAUACUUUCAAAUAUGAUGGAUGAUUUCGACAAAGACAGCGAUAACGAUCUGGACGAGGCAGUUGACUCGAGCGAAAACAAUGUCAAUGAUCCAGAAUUUUGCGCCUUUAAUCGAAUUUGUACAAGAGUGGCUUGGCACCCAAAGGGCCUCCACUUUGCAUUGCCAUGUUCUGAUGAUACAGUUAAAGUUUUCACCAUAAAAGGCUAUUCCUUGCAAAAGACGUUGACGUUAAAUUAUUCUGCAGCAAAGGCCCAUUUUGUCGAUUUGCAAUUUGAUCCAUUACGUGGGACUUACAUCGCAGCAAUAGACUUAAAUAAUAAACUCACUGUAUGGAAUUGGGAGACCUCCGAAGUCUUCUACACCAAGGAGUUUAAGCGAAAGCUUACAAAUUUUACCUGGAAAGUUCAACCAGAUUCGAAAACUUUGGAUAUCGUUUUAGGUACAUGGUCUGGUAGCAUAGUCACUGUCCAAAAUUUGGCUGAAUCUGUUGUUUCAAAUGUAACUGAAGAUUCUGUAAACGAAUCUUCAACAAAACAAGGCCUUUUCGUCGACUCUGAUUCUGACUUGGAAAAUCCAGAAGAAGAUGGUGAGGCAAGCAAAGAUGAAAAGCUAUUUUCUGAUAUUGCUCAAGAAGCUAAUUCGGAGGAUGUGUUCACUCAAAACCAUGAUGACAAUCCAAGUGGAUUAAACGAAAAGAGAAAAUACAAUUUCGAAGAUGAAGAAGACUUUAUUGAUGAUGAUGAUGGGGCUGGUUAUACCAGUGGUAAGAAACCACAUCAUGAUCAUCCUUAUUCCAGAACACAAAAAAGUCAUCCAUUACCAACCAUUUUGGCAAACACGGCAAAAUUCCGCUAUAGGCCGUUUUCUCCAGCUGGAACACCGUUUGGAUUUACUGACAGACGUUAUUUAACCAUGAAUGAAGUUGGAUACGUAUCUACUGUCAAAAAUAGUGAGCAAUAUAGCAUAACAGUUUCCUUCUUUGAUGUUGGCCGUUUUCGCGAAUAUCAUUUCGAAGAUUUGUUUGGUUACGACUUAUGUUUCUUGAAUGAAAAGGGCACUUUAUUUGGUCAGUCCAAGACUGGCCAGAUACAAUAUAGGCCGCAUGACACUAUAAAUUCAAACUGGACCAAGAUAAUUCCUCUAAAAUCUGGUGAGAGACUAACAAGUAUUGCAGCUACCCCAGUUCGCAUUGUUGUUGGUACUUCUUUAGGAUAUUUUAGAAGUUUUAACCAAUUUGGCGUUCCAUUUGCUAUUGAAAAGACAUCUCCAAUUGUAGCGCUAACCGCUCAAGAUUACAGAGUUUUCUCGGUUCACUAUUCACAAUUUCAUGGACUUUCGUACUCAUUAUUCGAACAAAGCCACUCUAUCACAAAAUAUUAUCAAAGAGAGCGCCCACUUCCUAUGAGUUUGCCAAACGUUAAUCCUGACCUGAAACAAGAAACUAAUUUCGACUUCUACAAUUUUAAUCCGAUGGGUAUAAAAAGCUUGUUUUUUUCAAGCUAUGGUGAUCCAUGUAUUUUCGGCUACGACAACACAUUGCUACUGCUAUCUAAGUGGAGGUCAUUUGAGGAAAGCAAAUGGAUACCUGUUCUUGACAGUAACAUGGAAAUAUGGAAAAUGUCGGGGGGAAAGGAGACUACAGAUAUACACGUAUGGCCUUUGAGCUUGACAUAUGAUACAUUAAACUGUAUUCUUGUCAAGGGUAAACAUAUAUGGCCGGAAUUUCCCCUUCCUUUGCCAUCUGAAAUGGAGAUUAGAAUGCCAGUUCUCGUAAAAAGUAAACUACUGGAGGAAAAGAAAGCUCUGGUUAACAAGAAGAAUGAAUUCGAGGACAAUAUAGAAGAAAACGAAGGGGAAGAUGAUAAAGAAAUACCGAUUCCCAUUCCAAUGGCUGCGGAAGAAGAAUAUUUGCGUUCUAAAGUUUUGUCAGCAUUGUUGACAGACACGCUUGAAAAUGAUGGUGAACUAUAUGGAAAUGAAAACGAAGUAUUAGCGGCAUUAAAUGGUGCAUACGAUAAGGCUUUGCUACGUUUGUUUGCAUCUGCAUGCUCAGACCAAAAUGUCGAAAAAGCCCUAUCGCUGGCACAUGAACUGAAACAAGAUAGAGCACUCAAUGCAGCUGCAAAGAUAUCAGAGAGAGCUGAACUAACUUCCCUAGUUAAACGAAUAAAUGACGUUAGGGAAGCCAGAUAUGAACAGCAGUUAAAUAAUGUGUAA
Messenger RNA from Saccharomyces eubayanus, 2793 nucleotides. It is a transcript of the gene CTF4, whose product is annotated as chromatin-binding protein CTF4. The record is from RefSeq and is a predicted model, not a curated record. The coding region runs from base 1 to 2793 and encodes 930 amino acids. Gene Ontology annotation, molecular function: protein binding; chromatin binding. NCBI's taxonomy places the organism in Eukaryota, Fungi, Ascomycota, Saccharomycetes, Saccharomycetales, Saccharomycetaceae. Gene Ontology annotation, biological process: mitotic cell cycle; DNA repair; DNA-templated DNA replication. The transcript has a single exon. Gene Ontology annotation, cellular component: nuclear replication fork.